Nelumbo nucifera (sacred lotus) is the source of this 1363-nucleotide messenger RNA. RefSeq lists its product as uncharacterized. Lineage: Eukaryota; Viridiplantae; Streptophyta; Magnoliopsida; Proteales; Nelumbonaceae. The record is from RefSeq and is a predicted model, not a curated record.
UCUGGAGACAUCUAGAGAGAGGAAGCUUCCUUCUCUCUCUCCCCUCUUUUCUAGGUUCAAUGGGCAAAGUUAGCAUAAGCAAGCCAACACCGCAAAGCAAAAAACCAGUAGAGAGUAGAGAGAGAGAGAGCUAGUAGAAAAACCCUAGAGAAAACAUCUGGGUUGGAAGCUUCUGGAUCCGUGAAGAGUUUCCAUAGUUCAAUUUCUGCAGAAUUUGUCGACUCUUCCUUAGAUUUCUUAUGUCUACAGAUUGAUCCCUUCCUUGUGGUGCUUCGUGGUGUCGGCGAUCUGAUCGGUUCGAAUUAGGGUUUCGGUCGGUUGUAGUUCUUAGAAGCUAUAUGGCGGGAUAUCUGCCGAUGAAGAUGAAGCGUAAGGACUUGGAGGAAGUAUACGAUGAGUUCUCUGAUUUUUCUCUGUCUUCUCCCGCGAGAAAGAUCAGGAGGCUGGAUGCAGAGUUGCCACCGAUCAUGGAAGAAGAAGAAGCCCCAGAGAUUGCUAUGGGUUUUGAGCAGAUAGUGAGCGAACAACCCGAUAUCACUCGACAGCAACUAGGAGCUGUGACGACGGAGGCAGUUCCCUCUGUUCCUCUGAAUGAAGAAAGGGCUCUCGUACUUUACAACCCAGCUAACACACCCAUGUUGAAAACUCCCAGUUCACCCGGCUUUUCUAUCACCGUGAAUUCCGAUUUGAUUCCUGGUUUGAAAGAUCAUAUUUUCUGGUCCAACCAUACAAAAUCAGUAAAAACUACAGAGGAUGAAGCAGCAUCCGCAGACAAAAACAAAUCAGUGACAAAUGAUAGCUUAGCAGUUGUUCCCUGGGUUCCAUAUCAGCAUCCUACAUUCUCUGGAACGGAGGUGCCAGCACCGGGACUGUCAGAGAUGAUGGAAGCAGAAGGAGAUGCUACAAUGAUGGAAAUUGAAGAUGAGGAUGGAGGGCAAGCGUGGGGGACUGAUGCAAUUGUAGGAGGAGGCGAAAGUUUACAACAAUGGCAGCAACAACACUGUAUGACACCAGAAUUCCCACAAAACACAUCAACUCCUGUUAUGUGGUAGUGGUAGUAAGUUUUGUAUGUACUGACUAGGGAGCUUAUAAUAUCAGUGUUUUUGGCUCUGUAAUACCUUUUUUGCUCCCAACUGGGAGCUAAGCAGAUAGAAGAGGAAGGUGAGAGAUAACAGGGGAGAAAUUGGAUGAGAAGGAACCAAGAAUGGCACAAUGCCCUUGUUAGAUUUUUGUUGCCGUGAUCUCAUUCAUAAAGUCGUUUAGUGAAUGUUGAUAUUGUAUCCGGCCUCUUCAGGCAGCUUUUUGUAAAAAAAGAAAAAAGAAAAAUAGGUAUAAAAAGGUUUUACUCCUAACUUUCUUAUCA